Molecule: messenger RNA, 5453 nt
Organism: Bufo gargarizans (Asiatic toad)
Lineage: Eukaryota; Metazoa; Chordata; Amphibia; Anura; Bufonidae
Gene: TACC1
Product: transforming acidic coiled-coil containing protein 1
Exons: 12
Coding region: 440-2305 (621 amino acids)
Biological process (GO): cerebral cortex development; mitotic spindle organization; cell population proliferation
Cellular component (GO): cytoplasm
Source: RefSeq, a predicted model, not a curated record
UAUUUUUACCAUGUGCACACUAGGCGCGCGGUUUUGCACGCAGGCAGGUUUACUAAAGGAAUGAAACCUGUUGAGUGGUUACAUUGGCAAGAAUAGGGCUUGAAUGCCACUGACAGAGGGUAAGGGUGGUGGCACAUGCACUGGUUAUAUUGGGUGAGGAUGGGGCAUUGCAUUGUGUGGGCUUUGAUCCUCCCUGCUCUGUGCAGUAGUACAGUCUGCUAGGGGGAGGGAGAGCAGAGACAUGCCAGACAGCUGAUCCUCAGCUACACAGGCAGAACAGGGAGAAGGCAUCCUCCUUGCAAGAUCACAGAGGCUCACUCUCUCCCAGGGCAGGAUUUAGGGGACCUGGCAUGAACCCCCAGCAGUGACCAGUGCUGCCAGGACAGGGGGCACAUUGCUUUUUGCUGUGGUUAUCUGGACCUAAGCUGCCAGCUGCAGGAUGGCAUUCAGCCCCUGGCAGAUGUUGUCACCAGUCCAGUGGGCAAAAUGGACAUGGUCAGCGGUGAGAGGUGGCGGAGGGGAGACAGGAGAGGAUGAGGAGGAGCAGGAUUCUGGAUCAGACUCGGAAGGAAACUUUGACACACCUGAAGCCGAAACUCCGAUCCCGUCACCUGUCAAAGAACAAACUCAAGGUUUGACAGAAACAAAGAAAGAGGUCACCAAACUCCUAUCUCAAUUAUCUCUUAAUGAAAACAACAAUAUAUCAAGUAAUGGAACCUCAGAACUAGACUUUGAAACCAAGGUUGACAGAUUUACAAGUGCACCUGAUGUCUCCUGUGACAAUGCCACCAAGACAUCAAGUAAUACAGUCCAAGAAUCUAUUCCCGAGAACACAAUGGUGCAGCCACCUGAAGAUCCAUGUGUAGUUAAAUGUCUUUUUCCAUCAAGUGACAAUGAUACUCAGAAAAAAAUGGUAGAUGGAGAACAUGUGGAAGCAGGUGAUGAACCGUUUGGUAAUAAUAAUGACCUACAGAAAGAGAAUAGUUUAGUAAUGGAUUCUUCUGAGAGAAAUGUUGACCAGGACUCUUUAAAGGAAUCUUCUGAAAAUGUCAAAAAAGAUCCACCAAAAGAAGUUCGGAAAUCUGUCAGUAAACUUCCAUCAAAGAUACCACAGGAAAACAUUCAAAAGAAAAUAACCAAGAAUGGAGAUAUCACUACCAACCCAGAGGAUGUCCCUCUUUCAAAAUCUUCCUAUAAUUUUGACCCUAACCAGUGGGAUGACCCCAACUUCAAUCCAUUUGGUGGAAAGUCUGCAUUGCCUCCCUCUCCUACUGUCACUAGGGCACCAACUGGAUUCAACAAAGACUUUAAUGAUGACUCUCUGGAUCAUCUUAAGCCUUGCAAGACACUGUCCAGCUCUGAAACCGAUCUUUCCAAGGAACCUAAAGCAAGAAAAGGAACUGGAAGUGCCCAAUCAUCUCCAAAGUUGGGAAGAUCACGUCUAAUCACGAACAGCUGUAAAGUGCAGAGUUAUGAAGGAUCCUGUUUGGUGUUAGAUGUUUGCAAUCAGCAAGAAGAUGGUUCCCCCAGCAUCGAGAAGCGAGAAGGUCAUGCUACAGAUGAGGAGAAGCUGGCUUCUGUUCCAGCACCUAAGCCGACUGGCACUGGGAUCAAAAGUCAACAAGAGGAGGACCAGGAGUUCUUUGAGUGCCCCAAUGACUCUACUUCAGUUUCAGGAUCAGGAAAGCAAUCAACAUCUGUGGAGGCAUCUGAACCUUCACCUCAAAUCAUUAUGAAGGAGAUUGAAGCCAAGGACUGGCAGGUGAAGUAUGAGCAGAGCCAUGCAGAGGUGCUGGAGAUGAGGAAAAUUGUUGCUGAAUAUGAGAAAACUAUUGCACAAAUGAUUGAAGAUGAGCAGAGGAGUAAGAUGUCUUCCCAGAAGAGUCUACAACAGGUCACCCUAGAGAAGGAACAAGCCCUCGCGGAUCUGAACUCAGUAGAGCGAUCUCUAUCUGACCUUUUCAGGAGAUACGAAAACCUCAAAGGUGUCCUGGAAGGAUUCAAGAAGAAUGAAGAGGCUCUGAAGAAAUGUGCACAAGAUUACUUAGCAAGAGUAAAGCAAGAGGAGCAGAGGUACCAGGCCCUGAAAGUCCAUGCAGAAGAGAAGCUGAACAAAGCCAACGAGGAGAUUGCACAAGUUCGCACCAAGGCCAAAGGAGAGAGCGCAGCUUUGACAGCAGGACUACGGAAAGAGCAGAUGAAAGUAGAGUCGCUGGAGAGAGCACUGCAACAGAAGAACCAAGAGAUAGAAGAGCUGACAAAGAUCUGUGAUGAGCUAAUCGCCAAGAUGGGGAAGACUGACUGAUGUCCUCCCACCACCUCACAAUGAUCUUCCUUGCCCCCACAUGGCUCCCAACCAGCAUGAGUCCUGUAACGUUCAGAGACUGUGGACCCAACUCCUUCCUACGAGACGUGUACUGAUUGCUCCUGCCUUCUAAUACCAGCAGGAAGAACGCCCUUGGUGUAUAUUUCUGUAGGGACUAAUGAAUCCUCCUUGUUCUAGUGCAGAGCAUGUGUUGCCCGUGUACCAGGCUUUCCCCCCUAUUCUUAUUUGUUGGCAUCAAUAUGAUAGGUGCUGCUGGCACUGUGCUUGUCAGUAACCCAGGUACAACUGCUGUGUGGUGCUAGCAUGAAGACCAUUAGAUGCCCAUAACUGAUGCCCAGCUGAGGGUGACUAGGAUUAUGUAAGCCUCUUAAGCAGUAAAUGGCUUUUACUAUGCAGUAAAUCUUAUCUGCAAUGUUGACAGGGACCCUAUAGUAUACGCUUACCACCCUGCAGAGUCCCGGUAAUCACCUAUUGUAUAUGACUAAAACCUAUAGAGGUAUCUAUCUGUUAUGGGCAGUCGUCCAUGCAUGCACCAGUCAGCAAAGGGUCAAUGUAAAUGCCACCAUAACAGUACCAUACACUUUUCACCCGGUCUGAUGCAACUCUGCGUCGUCUGAGUGUCUCUUAAGAGGAUUGGGCAGGAUUUAGCUGUGCUGACGAUGAUCAUAGAAUAUUGGCUGGUCCAAUAGAUAACAAGAAGCCUUGAAGCUCUGUUGGGGGCUUAUUGAAGACCACAGAACUGUACCUGUUUUGGACUUGAAGACAAAUAACAUGUAACCUCCUUUAAAGGGAUUAAAGACUUCACAAUUUGGCCAUAAAGGUGGAACUGUGGGGGUGAGGUUCCAUGAACCAGCUGAAGGUCCUCCUCACCAUUGCUCCACCUGCUUGACUGAACUAGAAAAUACUGUACUUAGUUUAUGGGUCUACUGUAUCCAGCCUCACAGAAGAAGACAGGAGGGGAGAGGUUUAGAUUAGUAGGACCAGAAAGAGCUUGGUGUGUAGCUACUUGGAUUGGCUGCAGUUUCAUCCUGCAAUCUGUUGUAUACAGUAGAUACCUAUAUAGCCAUGCACUUGCACCUCCAAAAUGUAUUGGCAGUGCAGUCCAUGCCAGUGCAGGCAAAUGAGGGACAACUUGGCUGUCCCAUAAUUAGGGAAUUCAGCCAUACUAAUGCUUAAGAGUUAAAUAGUAGGGGGCAGUUCAGAAGUGGAGCACCCCUUUAAGAGCCAGGUAGUCAUAUUGUAGGAUGUAGUUUUGCACAGAACAAGGCCAAUUGUCACUUGGUCUCCAUGAGUCUUAAAAAUCUGUCAAGUUUUCUCUAAGAGUUAGGUUUGAUAUCUUCCCCCGCGCCCCCAAAAAUGCCUUGUGGAGGUCUAAGGGAUAACUUAGUCAACUGUCUCAAUCAUGCCAUCUGUGGGGCCUUCAUGGAAUUCGGUUAUCAUCUCGUCUGCAUCGUGGCCCCAAGGAGCUUGACCAGUUGUCAGCUGAUGGUUGCAAAUUCAUUUUCAAAAACCCCCAGUGGCUGUUUGUGAUCACCAGGGGGGAAUUGUGGUUCUCGAAAAAUAGUCAUGUGGCAUUCAUAUGAGUGGUUAACAAUGCAGAAGCUGAGUCCACCAGAGAGAGAGAGAUCCUCUUAGUGAGUGGCUAAUAGAGGGGGUUCAUCAACAUCAGGCAUGCUCAACCUGCGGCCCUCCAGCUGUUGUGAAACUACAACUCCCAAAGUGCCCUGCUGUAGGCUGAUAGCUGUAAGCUGUUCGGGCAUGCUGGGAGUUGUAGUUUUGCAACAGCUGGAGGCCCGCAGGUUGAGCAUGCCCGCUCAACAUCCAUAGGCUUAUAAAGAGUGUAUGAAAAGAGGUUGUUGAUGAGAUAACCCAUUUAAGUAACAUUUUAGGGUUAGAAACAUGGCCUCAGUUAAAGGGAUUUUUUGGUCCUUGCAUAUUAGAUUGUCGGGGUCCAACACCCAGCAGCCCCAUCGAUCAGUUGUUUCAGAUAUGCACCAGAAGCUAUAGAGUGGACAGAACCAGAAGCACAAGGUUCCAUCCACUGUGUAGGUAGCCAUUGCGGGGUACUGAAUGGGAGUUGAGCUGCAGUGUGCCAGAGGUGGUAUCUACACAGGGGACAGGGCUUUUCUGGUAGCUGCCCAAAACAGCCUAUCGUGGUGGUGCCAGGUGUCUGACCUUUCCUGAACAUAGGUUAUCAAUAUCCAAGUACCGGAAAAACCCUUUAAUGAGUUUUCAUUUCUUUUGCCUGGGGGUCCCUCUUCAAUCCCCCAUUUUCCUGACGCUCCUAAGGGUAUAUUCACCGUGUCUGUGUGGCAUAUUGGCAGUAUAUGUCGGACAGUGCAGUGUGAAUAAACCCCUAGGCCAGGCACGUCCAAACUGCAGCCCUCCAGCUGUUGCAAAACUACAACUCCCAGCAUGCCCUAAUAGCUGUAAGCUAUCCAGGCAUGCUGGGAGUUGUAGUUUUGCAACAGCUGGAGAGCUGCAGUUUGGACAUGCUUGUCCUAGGCGCUAAUGACUUUUCAAAUCCUUUCAAACUUUCAUAUCAACUUUGCCUUUGUAUCUUUAGACAACAGCUUAAAACUGUAAUCAAGCACCACGUUCCCCGAAACAUCGCCACUCGCAUCUAUAGGUGAUGCAUGGUAUUGCAGGUCAUCCCUAUUUAAGUGAUUGGGCGGAACUGAAAAAUCAGAGACACCCUAUGGAGGAGAGUGGCCCUGUUUCUGGGAGAAGAAAAGCAGAUCCUUGUACGUCCCCGUUAAGCUCCUCCAUCCCCCCGCUGGCUAUUUCAAGAAUGACGGUGCCCUUGAAGGGUCAUACAUUUUCUGCUGCUAUCCUUGUUUGCAAAAAUGAAUAUAUAUUAAAGGAUAUAUUUUUCCAGAUGUGGAAGCCAAAUAACCCUUUGCUUAUGGCGAGGUCUAGCCUGUUCUGAAAUACCGCAAUCUGGCUUCAGAAAUAUAUAUAUAUUUAACCGCAGGAUAUUUUAUAUACAGCAGAUCUUUUUAUAUGUGCAGAUGACUGACUAUUCUCACACAGACAAGAAGCAUUGACUAAUAUAUGAAGACAUAUAUGUAUACAGUAUAUAUAUAUAUAUUUUUCCUUGUGUGUAUAAAUGGUGUCUCUGAUCCGA